AUGAUGGAAUUAUAUUCCAGCGAUUUGAAACAUCUAUUUGUGACAUGGAUGGAAAAAGCAGCGAUCGAUGCCGCCAAUAAAAACUCCAGAUCAGCUAUCGGAAUCAACCAUGCGUUGGACAAAUUGAAAAAACAUAAACUGCCAUUGACAAACCGUAAAGAUCUUGCGAGCAUCCCGUAUUUUGGCGAAAAAAGGGUGGAUUUCCUCCUUGACAAACUCAAACAAUACUGUAGCGUUGAAGGGUAUACUUUCCCUGCAUCGUUCAAAGCUCUACAGACAACUAAUACAAGAACGACCGCCGUUGCCGCCAAUACCAGUUUCCAUAGCAGCCAAGAUUCCCCGGCUCGCUUGACCAAAUCAUCAUCAUCAUCAUCAACUGCCGCAAAAGCCAAGGGAAAAAAGAAGUAUGUUCCUGCUAAAAGAUCUGGAGGAUACGCGAUUUUAAUUGUUUUGUUCAAAUAUGAUAAAGAAAGACGGGGCCUCACGAAAGAUGAGAUUGUCCAACAGGCCGCCCCGUAUUGUGAUAGGAGUUUCACCAGUAAUCCGGCAACAAAACAAUUUUAUUCUGCUUGGAACUCCUCGAAAACAUUAAUCAACCAAGGUUUGAUAUUAGGAUCUGGCAGGCCAAUGCACUAUUAUCUAACCGAUGAAGGAUCAAGUUUGGCAAAACUCUUGUUUCGAUCAGAGGGUGGUGGAGCAAAUAAUAAUAAUAAUAAUAAUAAUAAUGAUGAUGAUGAUGAUGAUAUGGACAAUAGUGAUGACAGUAUUGAUAUCGAUGAUAUUCUACCAACAGCAAAUAAAAGAAGUCUUGGAGAAUUAUACCAAAAGGAUAAAGAAGAAAUGAGUAUACACAAACGCCAUACAAAAACCCGUAAUGAUGUUCAACGAACCAAUCCAGCCCCCGAGACAUCAGCACCCCAUAGUAUUUGGAAGGCAGGUACUUUUGAAGUAAUGAUGGUGUUAGAUACCAGAGAAAUCAGAUCGAAAAAUGAGCGGAAUUUCUUUUUUGAGAAAUUGAAUUCUUUAGGGAUCAAAUCGGAAACCGAGCCUUUAGCGGUGGGUGAUUCAUUAUGGGUAGCAAAACAUAAAGAAACAAAAGAAAGGGUGGUGUUGGACUUCAUUUUGGAAAGAAAGAGAUUAGACGAUUUGGCAGAAUCAAUUACCGAUGGGAGAUUUUUCGAGCAAAAAUCACGGUUGGCGAAAACCGGCAUGAGAAAUAUUUAUUAUCUUGUUGAAGAACAAACCUCUUCUGAUCUUGCAAAGUUUUCUGAAUCAAUUAAAACCGCAAUUUGUCUCACCAUAGUGGGCAGCAAAUUUUAUCUUAAACGAUCGAGAGAUUCCGAUCAAACCACGGCGUUUUUUUACAAUUUGACAAAAACAAUCGAAGAGUAUUAUGCAACCAAAGAUUUAAUGGUGGUGAAGUCUAGAUCAUUAAACACCCAGCUGGAUUAUAAGUCGACGUUAGAGAAAUAUAGAGAAAAGCACCAAAGUUUGGAACCUUGUUUGACGUUUGAAGCUUUCCAAACAACGUUGAACAAGAGCAGUUUAAUGACGGUAAAAGAGGUUUUUGUUAAAAUGUUGAUGACCAUCAAAGGGGUGAGUUUAGAAAAAGCAUUGGUGAUUCAAAAACAUUUUGUUACCCCAAAAAAACUUAUAGAUACGUAUAAUAGCAUGCUAGACGUUGAUGAACUAGCGAAGAAAAUGCUAAUCAGGGAUCGGACGAUCCAUGAAGUUGGUGCGAAAUCAGUCGGGCCCAAAGUAUCUGAAAAAAUUUAUGAGAAUUGGGGAAGACUUUCAUAUUAA
Messenger RNA from Saccharomycopsis crataegensis, 1803 nucleotides. It is a transcript of the gene MUS81, whose product is annotated as Mus81p. The coding region runs from base 1 to 1803 and encodes 600 amino acids. Gene Ontology annotation, molecular function: crossover junction DNA endonuclease activity; DNA binding; 3'-flap endonuclease activity. The transcript has a single exon. Gene Ontology annotation, cellular component: nucleus; Holliday junction resolvase complex. Lineage: Eukaryota; Fungi; Ascomycota; Saccharomycetes; Ascoideales; Saccharomycopsidaceae. The record is from RefSeq and is a predicted model, not a curated record. Gene Ontology annotation, biological process: resolution of meiotic recombination intermediates; double-strand break repair via break-induced replication; DNA catabolic process.